UAGUUGUAGCUUUGACUAUUUGACACGUGACUGGGCAACAGUUUCUUACAUCAUGGGCUGCUGGAUUUGUGAAUACGCACUCCCCCUGAUGGUGAUAAUUUACUGCUAUAUUUUCAUCGUAAAAGCUGUCUGUGACCAUGAACGCCACCUUCGAGAACAAGCCAAAAAGAUGAAUGUGGCAUCUCUUCGAUCUAACGUGGAUACCCAAAAGGCGAGUGCUGAGAUGAGAAUAGCAAAGGUGGCGCUGGUGAACGUCCUUCUUUGGGUUGUCUCGUGGACGCCUUAUGCAGCUAUCGCCAUGAUUGGAAUCGCUGGAGACCAGAUGUUGAUCACACCUUUGAGGUCAGCACUUCCGGCCCUAGCAGGCAAGGCAGCUUCAGUUUACAAUCCAAUUGUCUACGCCAUAUCCCACCCUAAAUUCCGGUUAGCCAUGCAGAAGGAAAUCCCAUGUUGUUGCAUAAAUGAACCACAGCCACAGUCUGACACAUCGUCAGAAAUGUCAACGAAAACGUCUGUGGCUACCGUCAAUGGGGAAGAUAGCACUGCUGGAGGAACUACCAAUAAUUAAAACUAGAAUCGAGUUAUUCAUGUCUAUUUUGGUCAAAGUAGUAUAAAGUCUAGAAGUAUUCAAUGUAUAAUGGGACUGCAUAUUUUGCUAUAUUUGUAGAAUUAACUUAUAGUGCUUAUAUUUUCUUGGAAUUUUUCGAUUGACUUUCAAUAUUUUAAGUGAGAUUGUACGUGAAGAAAAAA
Limulus polyphemus (Atlantic horseshoe crab) is the source of this 750-nucleotide messenger RNA. Its product is annotated as lateral eye opsin-like. The record is from RefSeq and is marked provisional. Gene Ontology annotation, cellular component: membrane. NCBI's taxonomy places the organism in Eukaryota, Metazoa, Arthropoda, Merostomata, Xiphosura, Limulidae. Gene Ontology annotation, molecular function: G protein-coupled receptor activity. Gene Ontology annotation, biological process: G protein-coupled receptor signaling pathway; visual perception.